Molecule: messenger RNA, 738 nt
Organism: Diospyros lotus (date-plum)
Lineage: Eukaryota; Viridiplantae; Streptophyta; Magnoliopsida; Ericales; Ebenaceae
Exons: 3
Coding region: 1-738 (245 amino acids)
Source: RefSeq, a predicted model, not a curated record
AUGACCCCUCGAGCUAGGGCACCAUACGUCACCUGGGAACAGUUCAAAGAACUGUUCGAUGAGAAGUAUAUGCCCAUUUAUGAAGGAGAUGAAAGGAUCAAAGCCCAAAAGUUCUUAGGGGGGCUAAAUUUGAGGCUUCAGCGAGCCUUGAGCAGCAUAAGUACUCAGUCCUAUGCAGAGACGGUGCUACAAGCUAUCACAACUGAGGCUAACCUGAGCCGGAUCGAAUCUAUUCAGGUAGAAAGAGCAAGUCAUUCAUUCAUUUCACAUGCAAUUGUUGAAGUGCUAGGAGAAAAAUCGAAAAACUUGAACUGUCGUAUGAUUGUGGCAACCCCGAUGGGGAAGUCUCUAGAAAUCUCUUCAAGAUACAAAAAUAGGAAGAUUCAAAUAGGAGAAGUUGAGUUCCUGGUGGAUUUAAUCCUUUUGGAAUUUCAAGAUUUUGACGUGAUUCUAGGAAUGAACUUCCUAACCAAAUACAACGCUACAUUGGACUGUAAAGCUAAGACAGUCAGUCUCAAGAGCGGAGGUUCGAAUGUCAAGUUUCAAGGGAAAAAGAGGGCAAGUGAAAAGAAGUGGAUCUCGGCUCUAAAGGAUGAGAAAUUAUUACGACAAGGGGCACAUGCAUACUUGGCUUGUGUCCAAGGAAAAAACGAGGAACCAUUGAACAUCGAAGAAGUGCGAAUCGUUAUAGAGUUCAGGGAUGUGUUUCCUAAAGAAUUGCCUGGAUUGCCACCCUAG